AUGUUCGGCUGGGGCCGACGACGCCACAAGGCGCCCGGAAACGACAUUCUCGCCUCUGCCGAGGCGGCCGACGCGGGCGGCGACGCGGCUCUUGCGAGGGCGCUCUACGAGCAGGCGGCCGAGUCGCUCCUCGGAUCUCUGUCGGAGGAGAGCGACCCGACUGUCAAGGCGCUGCUCCGCGUGAGUGCGACGCGCGCGCUCGAGCGAGCGGAGCGGCUGCGCGAGGCUGGCUUCACCGCCGCCGCCACGCCAUACCCAGGCGCGCCAGCUUUCCAGCCUCCGCAGCAGCAGCAGCAGCCACCGCAGCAGCAGCAGAUGGCUCGGCGGCGUGGCGUCGCAGUCAGCAGCAGUAGCAGUAUGCCGCAGCAGCAGCCACCGCAGCCGCAGCCCACAGUAUACGACCUCUCAGGCAACCCGAUCGCGGCGCGGCAGCCGUCUGCAAAGCUCGAGCAGCUACAGGCCGUCCGUGCGGUCGUCGGUGACGGCUUGUCGGACGCCGACCUCCGCCUCCGUAUUGCGCGGCAUGGCGAUGAUGUGGACGGCGUGAUCAACGAGCUGCUCGAGGAGUUGGUCGCUGAGAGCAGGACCGAGGGCCCGUCCGAGAUGUGGACGUGUCCGGCAUGCACUCUCGAGAACCGUCCCGGCGAGGCUGCCUGCGCCGCCUGCGAGCAGCCGCGCCCGCGCCCAGUCAAGCCGCCGCAGACAAUGGACGAGUUCCUGGCGAGCACGGGCGGCGGGCAGGUUCGGCUGGCCGUCUCUCUCCGGCUGGCGGACGGGACCACCGUCGAGCGGUCCCUCUCGCUGCCAGCCUCCCUCGCACGCCGGCAUCUCUGCCGACUGGUCGACGGCGGCGCUGGAGAGCCUGUGCACGCAGAGGCGGGCGAGCGGGUCGGCCUGCCGCAGCACGCGUCACGCAAGGCCCACAAGCCGCGCGGGCCGGCGCAGAAGCCACUGGUGGACGUGCUGGCGGUGGAGGACGUGCGGGCGCAGCUGGGCGACGGCGCGCUGGAGCGGCUGGUGCAGAGCGAGCUCCGGUCGCGUGAGCGGAGCGACGGCAACGCGCGUGUGAACCCCGACGUCCGAGCCGACGCGGCGCUGUAUGACGACGGCGUGGGCGGCGCGUUCGAGCGCUCCGUCUUCAUCGACCCGACGCGCAGCGCGCGCUCCGGCGGCGGCGGCGGCGAGGGGCGGCAGGUGCAGGUCAAGGCGCCUCCGCUCGGCUCCGACGCCAAGGCGAUUCCGGUCGCCUACGAGACGGCGGCCGUCGGGAGCCGCAUCGCAAACAUGGCCCGCGUCGGCGGCCAGCGGGCCAGCUCGCGCGAGGCCGUGCUCGCCCAGCGCAAGGUGCUCGAGCGCAAGCUGGUGCGCAGUGCGGAGCAGCGCUGCACGGUCGUGCCGCUCGGGGUCGCCGGCGCGCCCAGCCUCCGCAUCCUCACGCCGCUCGGCGACGAAGGGCCGGCGGCGCACGCCGCCGCGCCGCCGCGCGCGCAGCGGUACGGCGCGCUCUUCUGGAGCGAGCUGCUGCACGAGGUGGUGGUGCGUGUGAUGGGGCGGAGCAGCGUGAGCGAGGUGGUCGAGGGACUCUACUACAUGCCCACCAUCCGCGCCGACGUCUUCGUCUGCUCCUCCCUCGCCGACUCGCCAGCCGCCGGGCUGCACAUCAACGUCCUCGUCUUUGAGCAGUCCCUCGCGUGCGAUUGCGAGGAGGACGACCACGCGAGGCCACUGCGCGUCAGCGCGUGCAGGAAGUCCUUCUCCCAGUUUCUGAGGAUCCUGGGUUGGGUCAUGCCCUUUCUGCUCAGAUACUUUGUGAUGUCGCCGACGCUUAUCUGA
Messenger RNA from Emiliania huxleyi CCMP1516, 1833 nucleotides. RefSeq lists its product as hypothetical. The transcript is spliced from 4 exons. The record is from RefSeq and is a predicted model, not a curated record. NCBI's taxonomy places the organism in Eukaryota, Haptophyta, Isochrysidales, Noelaerhabdaceae. Bases 1 to 1833 code for a protein of 610 amino acids.